CUGGAGAUUGUCCACGUUUACAGCACUCAGCCUUCGCAGCGCACCCAGCGAACAGCGCGCCCCUCCCGCGGAACUCCCCCCCCCCAAAAGCGCACAGCUCCGUUUGGAUCAGUUAAAUUCGCUCUUCAGCCCGUUUUUUUUUUCUCUUUAAAAAUGUUUGCCCUCUGCACAACUUUCUUCUUCCUCGCUGCGUGGUUUUCCGUGGAAUGCAACCCCAGCCCCGUGGUGGCAGAUGUAGUCGUGGACAGAUACUUCAUCCCCAAAAACUGCGGCCGCGAGGCGAAGAGCGGAGACUACGUCCGCUACCAUUACAACGCCACGUUCACCGACGGGAAAAAAUUUGAUUCGAGCCUGGAGAAAGGAGCGGCCAAAGUGGGGCUGAUCGGGGAGGGCCGGCUGAUCCCGGGCAUCGACAAAGGCCUGCAGGGGAUGUGCGUCAACGAGCGCCGCUCCAUCACCAUCCCCCCCCACCUGGCCUACGGGAGCACCGGGGCAGGUGAGGUGGUUCCUCCAGACACCACGCUGGUGUUUGACAUCAUUCUGCUGGACCUGUGGAAUAAGGCCGACCUGGUGGUCACUAAAAGCAUCAGCACCCCCAAAGACUGCAGGCGCUCCGUGAUGCGCACGGACUUCGUGCGUUACCACUUCAACGGCACGCUGCUGGACGGCACCGUCUUUGACUCCAGCUACAACAGGAAGCAGACCCAGAACUCCUUGGUAGGAGAGGGUUGGAUGAUCAAAGGGAUGGACGAGGGCCUGCUGGGCAUGUGUGUGGGAGAGAUCAGAAACAUCGUCAUCCCACCGUUCAAGGCUUACGGGGAGAAAGGAUCAGGCACAGAGAUCCCCCCCCAGGCCACUCUGGUGUUCAAUGUCCUGUUGGUAGACGUUUACAACCCAAAGGACAACAUCACCAUUGAGAACCAGGUGGUGCCCAAGUCGUGCAACCGCACGACUGUGGUGGGGGAUUACGUUCGGUACCACUACAACGGAACCUUCCAGAACGGAGUCACCUUCGACACCAGCUACCAGAGGAACAGCACCUACAACACCUACAUCGGGAUGGGGUACGUCAUCGCGGGCAUGGACCAGGCUCUGCUGGGGGUCUGCAUGGGGGAGAGGAGGAGGGUCAUCAUCCCUCCACACUUGUCUUACGGCGAGCAGGGAGCCGGUGACGUGAUCCCCCCGUCUGCCGUCCUCGUCUUUGACAUCCACGUCAUCGACUUCCACAACCCCAGCGACAAGGUGGACAUCCAGAUCAUCUACAAACCCGAGCUGUGCAACGACACCACGGCAGAGAACGACCUGGUCCGCUACCACUACAACUGCUCUCUGGUGGACGGCACGCUGCUCUUCUCCUCACAUGACUACGAAAACCUACAAGAUGCAGUUCUGGGGUGGGACAAAGUGAUCGACGGUCUGGACGAGGGCUUGCGUGGGAUGUGUGUGGGAGAGAAGAGGCUGAUCACAGUGCCGCCGCACUUCGGACACGGAGAGAAAGGAGCCACCGGAGUGCCCAGCAGUGCCGUGCUGGUUUUUGACAUCGAGCUGGACAGCUUUGAGAAAGGCGUGCCUCAGGGUUACCUGUUCGUGUGGCUGGAGGACACUCCUGCAGACCUGUUUGAGGCCCUGGACAUGAACAAGAAUGGAGAGGUGCCACAGGAGGAGUUUGCUGAGUUCAUCAAGCAGCAGGUGGAAGCGGGCAAAGGCCGCAUAAAGCCCGGACUGACCAUGGAGCAGGUGGUCGCCGACAUGUUCCAGAACCAGGACCGCAAUAAGGACGGUGUGAUCACAGCCAGUGAGCUCAAACUUAAAGUGGAGGAGGACAAGGAACGGGAAGAGGCAAGGCACGAGGAGUUGUGA
Molecule: messenger RNA, 1860 nt
Organism: Menidia menidia (Atlantic silverside)
Lineage: Eukaryota; Metazoa; Chordata; Actinopteri; Atheriniformes; Atherinopsidae
Source: the annotation of a GenBank genome assembly